UUAACAUCGACAUAAUUUAGUUUGUCUUCGUCGUUCGUUGCGCUCGUUACGUUUUUAUCGUCGUCGCAGUUUGUUGUUCCAACCAACGUGUGUGUGUUUUGCCCGUCGCCUUUUUGCAAUAACAAACAAACCAUAACAAACAAACACAGAGCUCGAGCCAAAGCCGCUUGCUUCAAUGUUGUAAACAAUUAGUAAAACGUAGCAUACUUUUAAGCGGCGAACGCCAAGCAAUCAACUAGACAAUUUUAUCAAAAUCUAAAUCAAAAGUUAAUUAAAUUGUGUUUCAAAACAGCGACUUGCACAUAUCCCAAGCAUAUAAACUAACUACACUUAAGUAAUUAAUACUGUGAACUUAAGCUUACGCCAUGCUGAUUGGAUUAGUACGCGAUUCGGUGAUGCAGUGCUUCUGCCACACCUGCCGAGCACCUGGCAUUCUGCCCUCUGUGGUGUCGAGAAGGUCGGCACCAAUUAAGAAAAAUAAUAAAAUACGUUCAAAGCAGCCGCGACUCAACAAGAAAGUCAAAUUUAUAACCACUGAGAUUCGCUGCCAGGAGAAGUCGCGCGGCGGUUUGAGCUAUGAGGUCAUACUGGCCGAGCCGGCACCCAAUGUGGCAGUGCCCAAGCGCCCCGUCACUCCGGGCAAGAAUGUGAGCGCUGAGGAAAUUGAGCAGAAGCUCAAGGCAGCCGAGGAGCGACGUGUGUCUUUGGAGGCCAGAAAGAUGGCUGAGAUUUCGAUUAAGCUGGCCAAGGUUGAGGAGGCUACACGCAAAAAGGAUGAGAUUACAAAUGAGUUCAUCACUCAGACCAAGGAGCAGCUGGAGAGCAAAAUGGAGACUCAUGUGGAGAAGCGUGAGGCGAUUAUCAGCGAUAUGAAGGAGAAGCUAAAGAUUCAUGCUCAGGAGAUUGAGAAAACGCGCGAGACUUUGGAGCAGCAGAAGGCCAAUGAGCAAAAGGCCAUUGAGGAGAAAUUGAAGACCGCUCAGGCCUUGCGUGAUGAGAACAUUAAGAAGAUGUUGGAUCGUCUCAAGGAGCACAACACAAUCAAAAUUGCUGAAAUCAAAUCGCAGGUCAAUCAAUUGGAAAAUCAAAAGCUCGAGGAGAAAGCGCGCAUUAUUGAAAACAAAUUGUUCACCGCCGAGCAGAACCGCGAAAAGGAAUUGCUCAAGAAAAUUGAGAAAGUUCAGAAACUUGAGCGUCGUGCUGAGGUCGUGCGUCAGAACAAGGCGCAGAGCCAGGAUAUGGAUGGACAGCAGAAUGCCAUUGCCUCAUCGGGUUAAGCACGUAGAGCGUGAUCUCUAAACUCUGAUAAAAAGAAAAGCUUACAAUACAACAACAACUACAAAUACAACAGCAACAAAUACAACACAUAUUUAAGCAAAUAUAUUUAAGCAACCAACAAAACGAUUUGCUUCAAAAAUUUCAAGUAUUAUACGAAAAGAAAAACAACAAAAAACAUUUGCUGAGCAACAAAGGCAGCGGCUAUAGAACAGCAGGCAGAAAAAUAAAAUCAACAACUACAACAAA
Molecule: messenger RNA, 1524 nt
Organism: Drosophila busckii
Lineage: Eukaryota; Metazoa; Arthropoda; Insecta; Diptera; Drosophilidae
Gene: stai
Product: stathmin
Exons: 7
Coding region: 366-1277 (303 amino acids)
Biological process (GO): microtubule depolymerization; regulation of microtubule polymerization or depolymerization; neuron projection development
Cellular component (GO): cytoplasm; neuron projection
Molecular function (GO): tubulin binding
Source: RefSeq, a predicted model, not a curated record